Amorphotheca resinae ATCC 22711 is the source of this 1059-nucleotide messenger RNA. RefSeq lists its product as hypothetical. Bases 1 to 1059 code for a protein of 352 amino acids. NCBI's taxonomy places the organism in Eukaryota, Fungi, Ascomycota, Leotiomycetes, Helotiales, Amorphothecaceae. The record is from RefSeq and is a predicted model, not a curated record. The transcript has 4 exons. Gene Ontology annotation, molecular function: zinc ion binding; oxidoreductase activity.
AUGGCUUCAAAUAUCCCGUCCGAGCAAUGGGCACAGGUGGUUGAAAAGACAGGCGGGCCCAUCGUGUACAAGAAGAUUCCAGUCCAAAAGCCCGGUCCAGAUGAGGUUCUCAUCAACAUCAAGUACUCUGGUGUCUGCCACACCGAUCUCCACGCCAUGAUGGGUGACUGGCCGUUGGACACCAAGCUCCCUCUCGUCGGUGGGCAUGAAGGUGCUGGUGUCGUCGUGGCUCUCGGAUCUCUUGUUGAGGAUAUCCAAAUUGGUGAUUAUGCUGGUGUAAAGUGGAUCAACGGUACCUGCCUGCAAUGCAGUUUCUGCCAACAAGCGGACGAGCCCCUCUGUGCCAAGGCACUCAUGUCUGGUUAUACAGUCGACGGAACAUUCCAACAAUACUGCAUCGCCAAAGCUGCACACGUCGCCCGGAUCCCCAAGGACUGCGAUCUCGAGGCAAUCGCACCCAUCCUUUGCGCAGGUAUCACCGUCUACAAGGGACUGAAGGAGUCGGGAGCGCGUCCAGGCCAGACUGUAGCAAUUGUCGGUGCGGGAGGAGGUCUCGGAUCCUUGGCUUGCCAGUACGCUAAGGCCAUGGGCAUUGAGGUCAUCGCUAUUGACAGCGGUGAAGAGAAGAAGGCCAUGACUGCAAAGCUUGGAGCCAGACACUUCGUUGACUUCUCGACCACUAAGGAUCUGGUAGGCGAUGUGAAGGCUCUGACUGAGGAUGGUCUUGGACCACAUGCUGCCAUCCUAGUUGCCGUGAACGAGAAGCCAUUUCAGCAGGCGACGGAGUACCUCCGACCCCGUGGAGUCGUCGUUGCUAUCGGGUUACCAGCUGGUGCCUACCUUCGCGCUCCAGUCUUCGAGUCCGUCAUCAGGAUGAUCAGCAUCAAGGGCUCAUAUGUCGGCAACAGACGUGACACCGCUGAGGCUAUUGAGUUCUUCAGACGUGGUCUGAUCAAUGCGCCAUACAAGCGCUGUGGUCUGAGUGAAUUGCAAAAGGUGUACGAUCUCAUGCUGGAAGGGAAGCUUGCCGGGCGUUAUGUUGUCGAUACAUCGAAAUGA